Octopus bimaculoides (California two-spot octopus) is the source of this 648-nucleotide messenger RNA. RefSeq lists its product as uncharacterized. The record is from RefSeq and is a predicted model, not a curated record. NCBI's taxonomy places the organism in Eukaryota, Metazoa, Mollusca, Cephalopoda, Octopoda, Octopodidae.
GUCACAACUCAUAAAUGUAGAAAACGAAAAAAAUAAUCCUGAAAAAUAAAGAACAAAACAAAAAUUAAAAGGAAUUUUCGACUUUAACUUUCAUUUGCAACUACGUUUUCAAAAAGAAAGCAGUAUGAGGAGGAAAUACCUGAAACAUUUUUCGGGAAAUGUUCGUUUCAGUGCUACAUUGCCAAAAUGAAAUAAUUUACUUGAACGGAAAUUGCCGAGCAAAGACUAUAAAAGAGUACUUGCGACGAAAAUGUCCACUCAUAAUAUCAAAAGUGGUCGAUCUUAUCGACACCGUGGGUAAACUUCUUCACCUCAGUUGGAUAUCGGACAUUACAAACGCCAAGAUGCUUUUCCAGGAUCAGACUCUGUACAUACUCGUUAUAUUGAAGACAAGGCCAGAUUUAAAAGAUGCCUUCCAUAUAGUUCCUGUAUUGGACAAUUGGCAAACUCUAUACCCAGAAUUAGUGAAAAGCAUUAAAGCCCCCAUUAUGAUUGGACCUCAACGAGAAAUCCUGAAAAGCAAGUUACAGGGAAAGAAAGCUAAACAUGCAGCAGCACGUAGAGACAAGCUGCUUUUUUGAAGUACAUACGGCCAUUUUGUUUUUAAACGAUCAUCAAUAAAAGACUAUAUUAAAUGUGAAAAAUAGA